Cyphellophora europaea CBS 101466 is the source of this 1086-nucleotide messenger RNA. RefSeq lists its product as uncharacterized. The record is from RefSeq and is a predicted model, not a curated record. Bases 1 to 1086 code for a protein of 361 amino acids. The transcript is spliced from 2 exons. NCBI's taxonomy places the organism in Eukaryota, Fungi, Ascomycota, Eurotiomycetes, Chaetothyriales, Cyphellophoraceae.
AUGGCGGAACGCAGCACUUCCCGCACCUUGCCUGUGAAUCGUCCCAAUGAUACUAAACCCGACCUUUCUCUCGUCACGACUUCGGAUGGCGCCGACGUCACAGUCAAGGUCAGACCUGGUAAUCAAGGAGGUGGUGACGACAACAACGUCGACGCGAAGGCUAGCGACACACGCAAAGUUGGCACCAAGCAACCCGAAGUCGUUACCGGCAAUGGCAAUGGGAACGUCAGCCCCAUGUCCAAAGAUAGCGUGUCUAUCAUCACUAGCGAAACAGGCUCUCCUACCCACAGAUUCUCGCGCAAAGACGACAAGCAAGCUCUGGAGUUCAUUAAGAUGGCACACUCUGCCAAGAAUACUUCAGAGCCAGUUGUCAAGGAUCGCAAAGACAUCAUCAAACUGACUGAGAUGGUCUCUGAGAUGGCUCACCUCCUCGCUGCCAGUGGUAUUGGUAAAGACACCACUGCUCGCGCCCUUGCCUAUCUCAACGGCCCGGAUGAGCUAUCCCCACGAGCCGCUAUCGCUGCUGCAAAGCGAGACCGUCAUAACAAGAAUCAGCGCCGUGCUAGUCACGGUAAUGUCAACCGACCUGUCAAGUCCGAUACCGUUACCGGCCCGAGAAGUCCCACUACUGGAAGUAAAGCCAGCUCGGGCCAGGAUCGCGUUUCUCUAGAGCCCAAAGCUGCAUCCAGUGUCGCUGUUACCAGUACAUCCAGCGAAAUCACUCCGGCAGAUGCCGUGAUUGUGAAGGAAACGGUCCUCCACGACUCAAAGAAGAAGCAAGACGCCGGAAAACCCACUGCCUCAACCACUGCUGGUGAGCCGGAAGACAAGGGUGGGAAGUCUGGCAAGCCCAAGAAGAAGUUCGGGCGUCACAAUUGGUCCUGGAGAAAAGGACGCCGCAACUUGAAGGGAAAGGAGAACAGACCUGCCCAAAGUGGCGAGACUGGCACCACGGAGCAAGCGCAGCCAGUCACUGACCGCAACCAGGACAAUAAGUCUAGUGAGAAGGAGCCGGCAGCCGCCAUUGAGGAGAAGACCGUGACCGCCCCGGCCGACUCUACGCCUACACUUGCUCCUGCGGCUUAA